UCAGCGAUCCCAAGCCAAGUUUGCUGGAGCUCCUGAGGAGAAAGAGCCGGCAGCAGCGACCGUCCUUUGGGGAGGCCUGAAGAGAAGCCGAAGAAGCCCCCCGCCGCCAUGUUUUCUUUCAACAUGUUCGAUCAUCCGAUCCCCCGGGUCUUCCAGAACCGCUUCUCAACUCAGUACCGCUGCUUCUCGGUGUCCAUGCUCGCCGGGCCGAAUGACAGGUCGGAUGUGGAGAAAGGCGGGAAAAUCAUCAUGCCUCCCUCUGCUUUGGAUCAACUCAGUCGACUGAAUAUCACCUAUCCCAUGUUAUUUAAGCUGACCAACAAGAAUUCAGACCGCAUGACGCACUGUGGUGUGCUUGAGUUUGUGGCUGACGAGGGCAUUUGCUACCUGCCGCACUGGAUGAUGCAGAACCUGCUCCUGGAGGAAGGGGGGCUGGUGCAGGUGGAGAGCGUCAACCUUAAAGUGGCGACGUACUCGAAAUUCCAGCCGCAGAGCCCCGACUUCCUUGACAUCACCAACCCCAAAGCCGUGUUGGAAAACGCUCUGAGGAAUUUUGCCUGCCUGACCACUGGAGAUGUUAUUGCCAUCAAUUACAACGAGAAGAUCUAUGAGCUUCGAGUAAUGGAGACCAAACCUGACAAAGCUGUGUCCAUCAUAGAGUGUGACAUGAACGUGGAUUUUGAUGCACCUUUGGGUUACAAAGAACCGGAGAGACAGACACAGCAUGAGGAGUCCACGGAUGUCGAGGCAGACCACAGCGGUUAUGUGAGCGACCUGGGAUUCCGCGCAUUUUCAGGAUCUGGGAACAGGCUAGAUGGGAAAAAGAAAGGCGUUGAACCAAGCCCUUCUCCAAUUAAACCAGGAGACAUCCGGAGAGGAAUUCCCAAUUACGAGUUCAAAAUUGGCAAGAUCACAUUCAUCAGGAAUUCACGGCCGUUGGUCAAAAAAAUCGAAGAGGAUGAUUCUGCGAGCCGCUUCAUUGCAUUUUCUGGAGAAGGUCAAUCGCUGCGCAAGAAAGGAAGAAAACCCUAAAUACCGGAUCCUUUUGACCGAGAGACAAUAAAAUAAGAGUGCAACA
This is a messenger RNA of Elgaria multicarinata webbii, 1078 nucleotides long. RefSeq names its product ubiquitin recognition factor in ER associated degradation 1 (gene UFD1). The record is from RefSeq and is a predicted model, not a curated record. Gene Ontology annotation, molecular function: polyubiquitin modification-dependent protein binding. The transcript has 12 exons. Bases 109 to 1032 code for a protein of 307 amino acids. Gene Ontology annotation, cellular component: VCP-NPL4-UFD1 AAA ATPase complex. Lineage: Eukaryota; Metazoa; Chordata; Lepidosauria; Squamata; Anguidae.